AUGGUGGAGUUUGGGAUCCCGAAGCUGUGCAUCCUUUGUUUGCUCCUUCUGUGCGAACCCAAGCACCCGGAGCGCUCGCACAUCGAUGUGAUCCGGGAUGGCACAUAUUGCAAGCAUAAUUUGAUUCAGGUUGUGGAACAGGGAGAUCCCGACGAUGGAGAAAUGGGACGGGAUGCACUGGUUGGACUGGGCUACGCCAUCUCCGCCCACGAUAUCGAGCACCACCCGUCCAUGGACAUCAACAGCUCGGCCGGCUUUGCGUGGCUCAUCCUGGCGAGCUUUUUGAGUUUGAAACGAGCCGGGCCAAGGUGGGUCGCUUGGGUUCGCGAUGCUCCAGCCGGUUUGUUCGUCAUGGGUGUGGAUGAAUCGCCACACCUCCCAGAGAAGCAGCUCUUCGGCAACUAG
Molecule: messenger RNA, 405 nt
Organism: Symbiodinium sp. CCMP2592
Lineage: Eukaryota; Dinophyceae; Suessiales; Symbiodiniaceae
Source: the annotation of a GenBank genome assembly